ACAAACUCUCUUCUGACAAUUUAUUAGCUCCACCGGUGGAUUUGGAGACUGCGUUGAAGGAAUGCUCGGACGCCCUUGAUCUCUUUCUGAACAACAGGUUCACAGAUGCCUUAGCUCUUUUAGAAGCCUGGAAGAGCCAGAGCAUGUACCACGCGAUGGGCUACAGCAGCAUUCUCGUGAUGCAGGCGGCCAUGACUUUUGAUCCGAAGGACAUGAACGCUGCUAUGGAGUCACUGAGCGACGCCCUGCUGACGUGCCAGAAGUUUAGGAAAAAAACGGGAGUAAUGGAGACUCUAGCCAAUCUGUGGUACAGACAAUCACCUGAAAGCCUAACAGAAGAGGAGAUGCACGCCGAGCUCUGUUACGCCGAAGUGCUGCUGCAGAAGGCGGCGCUCACGUUGCUCGACGAGAGCAUCAUCGGUUUCAUCAAGGGAGGCAUGAGGAUCCGAAACAGCUAUCAGAUUUUCAAGGAGUGUCAGGCCAUGGAACACGGCAAUAGCGAAAUGGAGAAGAAGAGCACGUACAGUCACUUUAAGGGCGGUGUCAGCAUGGGCAUUGGAUCUUUUAAUCUGAUGCUAUCGCUCCUACCAGGUAGAAUCCUCAAACUGAUGGAGUUUUUGGGUUUCUCAGGGGAUAGGGGGAUGGGUUUGUCCGAGUUGCGAGCGGGCGCAUCCAGCAAUAGUCUGCGCUCUAUUCUCAGCACAUUGACUCUGCUCAUGUUUCACCUCUACAUUUCAGUCAUUCUGGGUUCCGGCGACGUGGACCUGAGUGAGGCUGAGGCGCUGCUGGAGCCUUACGCUAAAAGGUUCCCAAAUGGAGCCCUCAUGCUUUUCUAUGUUGCAAGAAUUGCCUUGCUCAAAGGAAACAUCACAUUUGCUCAGGAAAAGUUCCACGCGUGCAUUGCCGCUCAGCAGGAGUGGCGCCAGAUUCACCACCUGUGCUACUGGGAGCUCAUGUGGGCCUGCUCCUUUGAACAGAACUGGCGGGAAGCGUACCAUUACGCUGAUCUCCUCUGCAAGGAGAGCAAGUGGUCACAGGCCAUCUAUGUGUUCCAAAAGGCUUCCAUACUGAGCAUGCUCCCCGAGGAGGAAGUCAAGAAACUUGGUGAAAACGUGGUGGACUUAUACAGGGAGGUGGACGGUCUGAGGUUGAGGAUGGCCGGAAAGUCCAUCCCCACGGAGAAGUUUGCGGCCAAGAAGGCUGAGCGCUACGCCUCCUCCGAGCCCGUCAAACUGGUCGUCCCAGCCCUGGAGAUGAUGUACGUGUGGAACGGCUUCACCAUCGUAGGCAAAAGAGCCGACUUGACUGAAAACAUCCUGGCUACGUUGGAGAAAACAGAGGAGGAGCUCAAGUAUAAUUCAAACAUGUCCGACUACCACCUGGAUGACCAGUGUGUAGUUCAGCUGCUCAAGGGCUUGUGUCUGAGGCAGUUGGGGCAGCUCGACCAGGCGGAGGUCUGUUUCAACCGAGUCUUAUCCAGCGAAAGCGACCUGACGCACGACAACUACCUGGUGCCGUUCACCAUGUACGAAAUGGGCCUGCUGCACAAGCAGAGGGGCAACAUCGAAAAGGCCAUCUUUGUAAUGGAAAGCGCCAUGAUGGACUACAAAGACUACAGCAUGGAGUCGCGGCUACACUUCCGCAUCCACGCCGUGCUCAACAGCAUGGGCUCCUCGUCGGCCAAGAUGCCGCCUUCGCGUACGCUGGCGUGAACGCUCCCUUGACUGCAUUUUCUAUUCUUGGAUCGUCAUACUCCUCCAUGCUGCCUCAUGACUCUGAUCGGCCCUCGACGGCAUCCUAUUAACGCAACAUUGUACUGUAAAUGCGUCACACUGAGGCUUCUGCAAUAUUGUAUUAACACCACAACUUUUUAA
Messenger RNA from Phycodurus eques (leafy seadragon), 1874 nucleotides. Its product is annotated as tetratricopeptide repeat protein 39B-like. The transcript has 17 exons. Bases 144 to 1712 code for a protein of 522 amino acids. Lineage: Eukaryota; Metazoa; Chordata; Actinopteri; Syngnathiformes; Syngnathidae. Gene Ontology annotation, molecular function: protein binding. The record is from RefSeq and is a predicted model, not a curated record.